Triticum aestivum (bread wheat) is the source of this 1608-nucleotide messenger RNA. RefSeq lists its product as uncharacterized. NCBI's taxonomy places the organism in Eukaryota, Viridiplantae, Streptophyta, Magnoliopsida, Poales, Poaceae. The coding region runs from base 1 to 1608 and encodes 535 amino acids. Gene Ontology annotation, biological process: defense response to other organism. Gene Ontology annotation, molecular function: ADP binding. The record is from RefSeq and is a predicted model, not a curated record. The transcript has 7 exons.
AUGGCCGAGGCGGUGAUUGGAGCGAUGGGCACCCUCCUGCCCAAGAUGGCCGACCUAAUCACCAAGGAGUACAACCUUCAGAGGGGUCCACCGGACAUCCAAGUCAAGAUUUGGGCCAAGGCUGUGAGGGACUUGUCAUAUGGCCCGGAAGAUAGCAUCGACAAGUUCAUGGUGCGCAUCGAAACCGAUGGCCGACCAGAUAAGUCCCAUAGCUUCAGGAAUUUCAUUGAUAAGAGCCUCAGCCUGUUGACCAAGGGCAACAUUCGCCACAAGAUCGGCAUCGAUAUCAAAGACAUCAAGAGCCGCAUCAAGGAGGUCAGUGACCGGCGUGAUAAGUACAAGGUUGACAAUGUGGCUGCUGCCAAGCCCGUCGGUCCAGCUAUUGACACCCUUCGCCUAGCAGCCUUGUAUAGAAAGGCCACGGAGCUCGUUGGCACUGACGAGAAGAGCGUUGAGAUGUACCAGAACAUUAAUGAAGCAUCAUGGGGCGAGCAACAACUCAUCAGUGAGAUAAGAACAUUCCUUGAAAACAAGAGGUACUUGAUAGUUAUUGAUGACAUAUGGGAUAAAUCCGUCUGGGAAAAUAUCAAGUAUGCAUUGAUUGAGAAUGGAUACGGAAGUAGAGUAAUCACAACAACUCGGGUUCUUUAUGUUUCCCUGCAAGCUGGUGGUGUAUAUCGGCUGAAACCUCUUUCUGUUGUCGUCUCAAGAAAGUUGUUCUAUCAAAGAAUAUAUGAGAUGGAGAACAAGUCACCACCUAAUCAAUUGGUUGAAGUAUCUGAGAGAAUUUUAAAAAGAUGUGGGGGAGUUUCGCUAGCUAUCCUUGCGAUAGGCAGCUUGCUGUCUAGUGAAAAGGGAACAACACAUACACAUGAGUAUUGGUCCAAGGUGUACAAAUCCAUCAGUUUGGGGCUAGACAAUAAUCAUGAUGAUGUGAAGAACAUGAGGAGAAUAUUAUCUACCAGGAAUGAAGAAGUUGGUAACCAGCUGGCAACCGUGAGCUUGUCCCACGUGAGGUCACUUACUGUGUUUACUCCAGCUUUUAGUUUGCUGCCAGGACUCUUGUGUUUCCCAGUCCUGCGUGUAUUAGAUUUAGCUGAAUGUGAAGUGUAUAAUACCCACUGGAAUGAUAUAUGCAAUUUGUUUCACUUGAGAUAUUUGAAUUUAAGGGGUACAUCUAUCACUAAUAUCCCGAAAGAGAUCGGGAAUCUACAAUCUCUGCAAAUGCUGGACAUAAGAAGUGGAGAAACCUACACAAGGCAGAGAAAACGGUUGACCACUGGCAUUGCUUAUCCAUUUUUAUGUCUAAAGAUGUUCAGUGUCAAGAGUGACACCAUGGAGUUGAGGUUUGGACGAGGAGCCAUGCAAAGUCUCCAAACCCUCAAAUUAGAUUUUCAGGAUGUGGAGGACACAUUAUUCCAGUUUGGUGAUUUUGCAUUGGGUUUAGAGAACCUUCCGUCGCUUGAGGAUGUUUGUGUUACAUUCAGUGAAGAUACAAGCGAGAAGAUUAGUAGUGUGGAAAAUGCAUUGAGGAAAGAUAUAGAUAUGAAUCAAAACAAGCCUAGACUGAGAGUUACAGAUAUGGGACUCCCCAUGAAAGACAAAUAG